AUGGGGCUUGAGGGGCGAGAGACAGGGCUCUACCCCUGCCCUCCCGCCCUCCCAACUGGCCUGCCACGACAGACCCUGCUGCCCACACUCAAUGGCAGCGGGCUGGGCCAGGAGUUUGCAGGCCCCUGGCCAGAGAUCCCAGAGCGGUCCCCCUGCGUGGCUGGCAUCGCCCCUGUCAUCUACUACAGCAUCCUGCUGGGCCUGAGGCUGCCUGUCAACCUCCUGACCUCAGUGGCCCUGGCCCGCCUUGCCACCAGGACCAGGAAGCCCUCCUACUACUACCUACUGGCACUCACGUCCUCGGAUAUUGUCACCCAGGUGGUCAUCGUGUUCGUGGGCUUCCUGCUACAGGGCGCCGUGCUGGCUCGGGAGGUGCCCCGGGCAGUGGUGCGCACGGCCAACAUCCUGGAGUUUGCUGCCAACCACGCCUCCGUCUGGCUCGCCGUGCUGCUCACGGUCAACCGCUACAGCGCCCUGUGCCACCCCUUGCAUCAUCGGGCCACCUCGUCCCCAGGCCGUACCUGCUGUGCCAUUGCCACUGUCCUCAGCGUUGCCCUGCUGCCUGGCAUGCCCUUCUACUGGUGGCCGGACGUGUGGAGGGACGCAGAACCCCCCAGCACCAUGGACAAGGUCCUCAAGUGGGCUCACUGCCUCAUCGUCUAUUUCAUCCCUUGUGGCGUCCUCCUGGUCACCAACUCAGCCAUCGUCUUCCGGCUAUGGCAGAGGACGCAGGGUGGACUGUGGCCCUGGGUGGGCAAGAGCACAGUGAUCCUCCUGGGGGUCACUAUGCUCUUCGGUCUCCUCUGGGCACCCCGCAUCUUCGUCAUGCUCUACCACCUGUACGUGGCCCCCGUCCACCGGGACUGGAGAGUCCACCUAGCUUUGGACGUGGCCAACAUGGCAGCCAUGCUCAACACGGCAGUCAAAUUUGGCCUCUACUGCUUUGUCAGCAAGACUUUCCGGGCCACUGCCCGAGAGGUCAUCCAUGAUGCCCACCUGCCCUACCUGGUGUCUCAGCCAGAGGACACGGUGGUGGAGCCUGAGCUGAAGUCCCCAGGACUUCCCAAAGGGGCAAAAUCAUAGAGGAGGGGGUCCAGCAGGCAGCUUGGGGUGGCUCAGGGCCACAAAGAUUGGGGGCCUUGUGGUUGGCCCUUCCUCAACACCCUACUUUGCACUCUGGAGGUGGGGG
Choloepus didactylus (southern two-toed sloth) is the source of this 1189-nucleotide messenger RNA. RefSeq names its product G protein-coupled receptor 142 (gene GPR142). NCBI's taxonomy places the organism in Eukaryota, Metazoa, Chordata, Mammalia, Pilosa, Megalonychidae. Gene Ontology annotation, molecular function: G protein-coupled receptor activity. Gene Ontology annotation, biological process: G protein-coupled receptor signaling pathway. Gene Ontology annotation, cellular component: membrane. The record is from RefSeq and is a predicted model, not a curated record.